AUGGAACACGUUUUGCAUCGUGCCCGUGUGCUGCUCCCGCGUCGCGGCUGGCGCAUCGGUCUCAUCAAGGAAUUCUACCCGCGCGGAGCCACACUGCUUGGACUCAAUGUGAAUGCCGGCAGCGAGGUAUGCAUUCGCUUCCGUGUUCCCGGCAAGAAAAACGAGUUCCUGCCAUUUCAUGAAGUGCUGUGCACAGCCUUGCACGAGUUCACGCACUGUGUGCACUCGCGGCACGAUCGUGCCUUCUGGAACCUCUACUACGAUUUGGUCAAGGAAUGCGAGGCGCUGGAAAUCACCAUGAUCCAGCAGGGCAUGCGGCUCUACCCGGCAAUCUCCUCCACACCCAUGAGCUGCACCGGCACUGCGUCUCAGCAAAGUCGCUCUGGUCGUGAGGGCAGGACUGCAGCAACGGCCAGUAGCGCUCGAGGUGGAGGCCGUCGCCUCGGUAACGGGGGCGCCAGAGGAGGCGGUAGGGGAGCAGGGGGUGGGAUGAGCACGGGCAGUCGCCAUGUCGCACAAACCGUCAUCAAGGCCGGUCGCGCCGUCUCCAGCAGCAGCUCUUCGCCGCCGAGCAGUGCGGCUUUUCCUGGAGAGGGUCGCCGCCUCGGCGGCGGCGGUUUCCGCCAGUACGACGCCCCGAUCGGUUUCACCCCGACACGGGACGCGCUGCGCCGAAUCCUUGCCGGCGCGGCAGAGAGACGUCUUGCGCGGACGCCGCCGUUAGCAGCAACCGUAACGCUGGGAUCGCAUCCACUAGCUCUCUCACUUCACAACACCACUUUCCCGCAACGAGAUGAGGGGCAAUCUGAGGUGGAUGAUGACGACGCGCCGGACUGCGUCCCGCAUAGCCUUUCGGGUCACGAGGAUGGUGGUGGUUGGAAUUGCCCACGUUGCGGUUUCCGCAACGAUGAUAACGUGGUCGGUAGCUGCGCGUUCUGCGCUGAUUGCGAUGACGAGGACGAAGGGGAGGCGACAUGGAGAAAGCGGCCUCGACUCGACAGCGAUCACUCACCACUGGAAACGCCCACGAUAGUCGUCUCCUUGGCCACAGCGUCGAAGACGGCGCCUACGCAGCAGUUGCAACAGCAGCAGCUCGAGUGCACAGCAGAAGAGCACUAUAUUGUCGUGAGCGACGAAGACGACAGCUAG
Molecule: messenger RNA, 1149 nt
Organism: Leishmania major strain Friedlin
Lineage: Eukaryota; Euglenozoa; Kinetoplastea; Trypanosomatida; Trypanosomatidae
Exons: 1
Coding region: 1-1149 (382 amino acids)
Source: RefSeq, a predicted model, not a curated record